Messenger RNA from Perkinsus marinus ATCC 50983, 1328 nucleotides. Its product is annotated as Eukaryotic translation initiation factor 3 subunit, putative. The transcript is spliced from 11 exons. Gene Ontology annotation, biological process: translational initiation. Gene Ontology annotation, cellular component: cytoplasm; nucleus; eukaryotic translation initiation factor 3 complex. Bases 1 to 1296 code for a protein of 431 amino acids. Gene Ontology annotation, molecular function: translation initiation factor activity. NCBI's taxonomy places the organism in Eukaryota, Perkinsozoa, Perkinsida, Perkinsidae. The record is from RefSeq and is a predicted model, not a curated record.
AUGUCGAAUCCCACCGCUAUUCUCCCUCCCCCACCGGACUUCGGCUCUAUUUCCCUCACUGGAAAGGCUGUGGAUUUUCAUCGCAGUCUCCUCGUUGGUAUCAGAGAGCCCCACUUGAUGCUCCCUAUUAUCGAUUAUAUCGAGGAGCAUCAGCUCUACGAUGAAGCCAGCAUCAAGGCACUUCGAAUCCAAGUCGUCCGAGCCACUCGUAUGGUCGACUUGCUGGGUGACCUCACGGGCGAAGACAUGUCGGAAGCCAGGGAUGCCUUGCAGAAGGAGUUGGUCGAUGCGGAACAGGCCGCUGACAGUGCUAUGAAGCUUAUCAAGGACCCCGAGCUCUGGGGGAAGAUACAGGCUAAUGCUGAAGGGUCUUCUUUCGGGGCCUUGGUGUUGGACUACGGCUUCCCUGACGACAUCCUCGAUAGAGUCUACCACCUAGGCCGACUGAACUAUCAGGCGGGUCGCUAUGAAGAUGCUUACUCAGCCCUACAGGUGUAUCGUACGUUGCUCACUUACCUAGGACCGAAGCAACAUCAUAAGUAUAUGCUGUCUUCUUUAUGGGGGUCUCUAGCAUGUGCUAUUCUCACUGGGCAGUUCGAUGCAAGUGUCGACCUCAUCGGUAAGCUAUUCGAGCUCUAUCAGUAUGAGUCUUCGGGCCCAUCAAGACCAGUCGGUGAAGGGGCUGGCAACUACGCAGAGUCGGUCGCUGUGCUGAUUCAUUGGAGUCUAUUCGCUUUGUUCCGCGCGCCAUCUCCUUCAUUGUGCCUCUCGCCCAAGUUGGUGAUGUUAUUGACCAGAGUGAAGGCGCUGCAGGCUAUCAUUUCGACGGGUAACUUCCAUCUGCUUCGUUACGUCGCCAUUGUAGCCCUGAUAUCACCUCAGCAACUUGCACAGUCGGGCGCGAGUAAACGCGAUACACCAGCGAGCACUCCAGUGUCACUUUUGGCACAGUACUUGGAGGGCCAGGAAGAAUGGUACUGUGAUUGCUUUACCAAGCUUAUGGUAGCAGUGUAUGUUAAGGCGGAUUUUGUGGCUGCUAAGGAGGCAGCUAGGGAGUGUCUCAAGACGGAAGACUACUUCACUAGCUCUAUCGAGAGAGAAAACCAGGUCGCUCUAGGCGUUGGGAGAAGCCUUGCUGGCGCUCUGAUGGUGGUGUAUAGGGUCAACGAUCUGGCCUCAUGUUUGACCAAGAUGAUAGGUAUCAGUCAAGACGUUGCUGAGAUCUCGGUCGAGACGGCUAGCCGGGGCCGACGCAGUGGACUCGCCUCGGGAGAAACUACCGAAACCGAGAGCUAAUUGCGAGGGAGUUCACUAGGGACUGUUUCUAU